Malassezia globosa CBS 7966 is the source of this 663-nucleotide messenger RNA. RefSeq lists its product as uncharacterized. Gene Ontology annotation, molecular function: translation initiation factor activity; mRNA binding. Gene Ontology annotation, biological process: translation reinitiation; formation of translation preinitiation complex. The coding region runs from base 1 to 663 and encodes 220 amino acids. The record is from RefSeq and is a predicted model, not a curated record. Lineage: Eukaryota; Fungi; Basidiomycota; Malasseziomycetes; Malasseziales; Malasseziaceae. The transcript has 2 exons.
AUGAGCUCCUCAGACGCAGCCGUUGAGACUCCGACGGUACCAGCGUCAGCACCAGGGACUGCAUCGACUGAUGUAGAUCCAUUCCCCGCGCGUCCUACGCGCUACUGUGAAGUGUGCACGUUCCCAUACGAAUACUGUGAAUAUGGUUCGUCGUUGUCCAAGUGCAAGGCCAAUUUGGAGGCGAGGGAUCCAACACUUUAUGCGCAACUAUACUCGGAUGCAGCGCUAGAAGACAAGCUCAAGUCACUCACGACCGAGCAGGCUGAGUCGCUUGAGCGUGACAGUGCGAAGAAGGAACGCAAAGCACAAGCCAAAGCUGAGAAGGAGCGUGCGCAGCUCGCAGCUUCCAAGGUCAUUCUCUCACGUGUAUCUCGAACGAAGCGCAAAGUUAUUACGUGUGUGCAUGGCUUGCAUCAAUUUUCGCCGCCUCUUCCUGCGCUGAAGGUCAUUGCUAAAGGCCUAAGUUCAAGUUUCGCGACAGGUGCUUCUGUGACACAAAGUGUCCACAAUCCCGGCAUUGACGAGAUUCACAUCCAGGGCGACGUCGUGGAUGAUCUACGUACCAUGCUGAUUGAGCGCAAAAAACCUUUUGAUCAAAUGCCGAGUGAAGCGGAUGGCGGGCUCCAUGAGAAAAAUAUCGUGUUUGAUGAAAAGGCCAAGUAG